This is a messenger RNA of Aspergillus clavatus NRRL 1, 2082 nucleotides long. RefSeq names its product acetolactate synthase catalytic subunit. The transcript is spliced from 4 exons. Gene Ontology annotation, biological process: L-valine biosynthetic process. Gene Ontology annotation, molecular function: thiamine pyrophosphate binding; acetolactate synthase activity; flavin adenine dinucleotide binding. NCBI's taxonomy places the organism in Eukaryota, Fungi, Ascomycota, Eurotiomycetes, Eurotiales, Aspergillaceae. The record is from RefSeq and is a predicted model, not a curated record. Gene Ontology annotation, cellular component: mitochondrion; acetolactate synthase complex. The coding region runs from base 1 to 2082 and encodes 693 amino acids.
AUGAUGCCUUUGAGACCAUCGAAAAGCGCCAUGCGCUCCUUCCAUUACCAGCGGUAUAUCGCCGCUGGAAGAAGGCCCUUCACUUCCUCGUCCGUCGCCGCUGUCGCGCCCCACCGCUUUUCUGCUCAGAAACGUAGCCAGAGCACCGCAACAGCUGCUGCUUCGAAUACAAGACCUGUUCCUAGUCCCUCCUUCAACCAGGAGCCUCCACGAAAUGAGGUCUCGCCAUUGCAGAACCGCCAGCUCCCCGAUCUGGAUGACUCGUUCGUGGGUCUCAGCGGUGGAGAGAUCUUCCAUGAGAUGAUGCUCAGAUUGGAUGUCAAGCACAUCUUCGGCUACCCUGGUGGUGCCAUUCUUCCCGUCUUCGAUGCCAUCUACAACUCCAAGCAUUUCGAUUUCGUUCUCCCUCGCCAUGAACAGGGUGCCGGACAUAUGGCUGAAGGCUAUGCCCGUGCUUCUGGAAAGCCUGGCGUGGUCCUCGUUACCUCCGGCCCUGGUGCCACCAAUGUUAUCACCCCCAUGCAGGAUGCUCUUUCCGACGGUACCCCAAUGGUUGUGUUCUGCGGCCAGGUUCCCACCAGUCUGAUCGGUACCGAUUCCUUCCAAGAAGCCGAUGUCAUUGGUAUCUCGAGAGCUUGCACCAAGUGGAACGUCAUGGUCAAGUCCGUGGCCGAACUUCCCCGCCGGAUCCAGGAGGCCUUCGAGAUCGCCACGAGCGGCCGUCCCGGACCUGUUCUGGUCGACCUUCCCAAGGAUAUCACUGCCGGUAUCCUUCGUAAGCCUAUCCCCAUGAACAGCACCAUCCCCUCCCUUCCUAGCGCUGCUUCCGUGGCGGCCCGUGAGCUCGGCAUGAAGCAUCUGGAAACCGCCAUUGAUCGUGUUGCUCGCCUGGUCAACGUCGCCAAGAAGCCCGUUCUCUACGUAGGCCAGGGUCUCCUUGCUCGUCCCGAGGGUCCCCAGGUGCUCAAGGAACUGGCCGAGAAGGCCUGCAUUCCGGUCACCACCACCCUGCAGGGUCUGGGUGGAUUUGAUGAGCUUGAUCCCAAGGCCCUUCACAUGCUGGGGAUGCACGGGUCUGCUUACGCCAACAUGGCUAUGCAGGAAGCCGAUCUGAUCAUCGCCAUCGGCGCCCGCUUCGAUGAUCGCGUGACCGGCAAUAUCUCCAAGUUCGCUCCCCAGGCCAAGCUGGCCGCAUCCGAGAACCGUGGCGGUAUCGUCCACUUCGAGAUCAUGCCCAAGAACAUCAACAAGGUGGUCCAGGCCAACGAGGCGGUGGAAGGCGACUGUGCUGACAACAUCCGCCUCCUGCUUCCCCGUGUCAACGCUGUCGCCGAGAGACCCGAAUGGUUCGCCCAGAUCAAUGACUGGAAGAGGCGCUUCCCCUUUUCUCUCUAUGAGAGACAGACUUCCGAGGGCCCUAUCAAGCCCCAGGCUCUGAUUGAGAAGCUGAGCGAGCUGACUGCCCCCAUCAAGGACCGCACCAUCAUCACAACCGGUGUUGGUCAGCAUCAGAUGUGGGCGGCUCAGCACUUCCGCUGGCGCCAUCCCCGUACCAUGAUCACCUCUGGUGGUCUCGGUACCAUGGGAUUCGGUCUCCCCGCUGCCAUCGGUGCUAAGGUCGCGCGCCCAGACUGCCUGGUCAUCGAUAUCGAUGGUGAUGCUUCGUUCAACAUGACUCUGACCGAACUCACCACUGCUGCUCAGUUCAACAUUGGUGUCAAGGUCCUCCUGCUCAACAACGAGGAGCAGGGUAUGGUCACCCAAUGGCAGAACCUGUUCUACGAGGACCGCUACUCCCACACUCACCAGCAGAACCCUGACUUCGUGCCCAUGGCGCAGUCGAUGGGUGUUGCCGCUGACCGCUGCAGCAAGCCUUCCGAAAUGGAGGAGAAGCUAAAGUGGCUUAUCGAGAGCGAAGGUCCGGCUCUCCUUGAGGUCUUCACUGACCGCAAGGUGCCUGUCCUUCCCAUGGUUCCCGCCGGUAGUGCUCUGCACGAGUUCCUGGUCUAUGAUGAAGCCAAGGAGAAGGAGAGGAAGGCUCUUCUGCGCAGAAGAGCCUCUCCCAAGUACUUCCACAGCUGA